AGAUUUGCAAAUCGUUGCAGUUCACUGUCUGAUCCAUAUUCUUCUUCCUACCCAAUUGGCAGAAAGGCGCGUCUAGGACAAGGGAAGACAUAGAAUGGCAGAGAUGGUGGGAUCAGCGGUUGUGCAGGAGGUUGUUAGUGGAGCCUUCUCAUUCAUGCGCAAUACCCAUGAGGAGAUGGUCUCCCAGAGUCACCUCAUCGAGAGACUGAAGUGGGCGCAUUUGGAACUCGAGUUUGCGUUGGAGAGAACACAGAGGAUGCCCAUGAUAGAGGUGUCUUUGCUGAAAAUGAGGAUGAUGAUCAAGCAGGCCUUUGAGGAGAGCCGUGAUUUACUCUACAAGCAGCAAACACUGCCGGUUAAUCUUGAAGAAGGAGGCACAGAGCAAGGGGUAACACUCGCCCCCUCUUUACCUAACAGGAUUAUGCAUGCUGUCAAGCCUUUCUUUGGCACUGAAAAGGGCUCAAUCAGCGGAUCCUGUGUUAGAAGAUUUGAGAUGUUUGCGCAGAAGACCGACAAGUUUGUCAGAGACGUAGAGUCUGGCUGUUCCCUUGCUCCCUAUAGGUUCUCCUAUCCUAUCAUCGCACAACUUCUUGAAGGCAAAUAUCUGCGCCAUGAAAUGGUAAGCGGAAGCCAAACCCGUAGGAUUUCAAUAUUUGCAUGUUGUCUCGAAGAUUAUGGUGUAGUGGGAAUUGUAAAUUUAGAUUUCCAAGAUCUCAAGACACCAACAAAAUGUUUUCGCCUAAGUUUGAUGCUACGGCUAUCAGAAAGCACGGACAUAGUUGGGAUUUCCACUAAAUGUUUGCAGUCACUUGGGCCACAGUUCAAAUCUCUGGCUGAUGUUGCAUCUGGAGAACUCACUGGAAUAUCCACACAAGUCAGUAUGAUUACACCGGGACCAGCUUUUCGGGAGUUUGUGUUCAACAUGAUUAACAAUGCCAUUAGAAGUUUCCGUCAAGAACCAUUAUGCUGCAUAGGCGACGGGUUUCAGGCUUCUGCUAAGAACAUGCUCUCGUCCCAAUUAACAGAGGGCUUUCCAGAACAAGUUAGCUAUUUGAGGUUUGACUGCUUUAUUUCAGCCGCUGAGUACAGCUCGCAGACCUCAACCGUUGAAAGGAACAGAAACACCAUAAAGGCCUGGCCAGUUCCACAACUGUCAGUUACCUUCCGACCUCAUGACUUGUCUCCAACGGUGGAUGGAAAAGGUUGUACUUACGUAUUGACAGCCGGGGGAGAAUACCGCGGGCCUUUAAAUUUCUUAUUAGAACUUUCAGAGGUGGCAGAGUUUGUACCAUUGCUAGCAGUUAAUUUUUUCAAUCUUGAACCUGAGCGGACAGAAUUUGUGAUGAUCUGGUGCUCGGCACAUGGUAAUGCAACGUUUACUGUUUCGAAGCCAAUCACUGAAGUAAAACGUGCGCCCAAAGUAGGCGACGGGUCCAAGACCAGGAGAGUAUCUAAGAGAAAGCGGUAG
This is a messenger RNA of Lolium rigidum, 1468 nucleotides long. RefSeq lists its product as uncharacterized. Lineage: Eukaryota; Viridiplantae; Streptophyta; Magnoliopsida; Poales; Poaceae. The transcript is spliced from 3 exons. The record is from RefSeq and is a predicted model, not a curated record. The coding region runs from base 95 to 1468 and encodes 457 amino acids.